UUACCAUAGGCUGCUGAGAGAAGGCGACAGGAACCAUCCCCCUAAUCACACCCAUUUCCGUUUCCAUUUUGGUCUUCACAUACUCUGUUCUCAAACCCCAAAAAACAAGACCACUAUUUAUGAUCUAAUAGCAUUACCUGCAUACUCUGCUUCAACCAUGGCUUUCACCUGUUCACCUUUCAUCACUUGCAAGAAAGAUUUGUGUUUCUUUAGUUUUCAUGAUCAUUCAGCAUCCUUUAUUAUCACUGAUGAGAAAUGCAAGAAAACAACAUCAAAGAAGAUCGUUUCUGUUGUGUCACCCCAUAAGAACAAACGCAACCCUUCUUCUGCAGCUGGCUCAAGAAAGACUCCAAUGACUGUGACAGAGAAGAUACUGGCUGGAGCUUCAGAGAAAAGUGAGGUGAAGGCAGGGGAAAACGCGUGGGUAAAUGUUGAUGUUUUGAUGAUCAAUGAUAUCACUUGCCCUGGUGUGUCUGCUACCUUCAAGAAAGAGUUCGGCAACACUGCUAAGGUUUGGGACCGUGAAAAGAUUGUUGUUAUCCCUGAUCAUUACAUAUUCACAAAUGACGAACGUGCACACCGCAAUGUGGAUACUGCAAGAGACUUUUGCACAGAGCAAGAUAUUAAGUACUUCUAUGAUAUUCAAGAUCGCACUAAUUUCAGGGCUAACCCUGAUUAUAAAGGUGUUUGUCACAUUGCUCUAGCACAGGAAGGUCAUUGCAGACCUGGAGAGGUCUUGCUUGGAACUGAUUCUCACACAACAUCAGCCGGAGCAUUUGGUCAAUUUGCUACUGGAGUUGGGAACACUGAUGCUGCUUUUAUAUUAGGGACAGGGAAGAUCUUACUCAAGGUGCCUCCGACAUUGAGAUUUGUACUGGAUGGUGAAAUGCCUAACUAUUUGCUUGCGAAGGAUCUAAUUUUGGAUAUCAUUGGUGAAAUUUCAAUGUCUGGUGCAACAUAUAAAACUAUGGAGUUUGUUGGGACCACUAUUGAAAGCUUAAGUAUGGAAGAGAGGAUGACACUGUGCAACAUGGUUGUAGAAGCUGGAGGGAAAAAUGGUAUUGUUGCUGCUGAUCAGAAAACAUACCAAUACCUUGAGGAUAAGACAUCUGCACCAUUUGAACCAGUUUAUAGUGAUGAGAAAGCAAGAUUUCUAGCCCAGUAUAGAUUUGAUGUAUCAAAGAUGGAACCAUUGGUGGCAAAGCCACAUUCCCCUGAUAAUCGCGCUUUGGCAAGAGAGUGCAGCAAUGUGAAAAUUGACAGAGUAUAUAUUGGAUCAUGCACUGGUGGAAAGACUGAAGAUUUUAUGGCUGCAGCUAAAGUUUUCUUAGCUAGUGGAAAAACUGUCAAAGUGCCUACUUUUCUUGUUCCUGCAACACAGAAGGUUUGGAUGGACUUAUACACGCUUGAGGUACCUGGCUCAGGUGGCAAAACUUGUUCACAGAUAUUUGAGGAAGCUGGGUGCGAUACACCUGCAAGUCCUAGUUGUGCAGCAUGUAUGGGUGGCCCAAAAGACACAUAUGGACGCUUGAAUGAACCCAAGGUUUGCGUCUCAACAACAAAUAGAAAUUUCCCGGGUCGAAUGGGGCACAAGGAAGGUCAGGUAUAUCUUGCUUCCCCAUAUACUGCAGCAGCAUCUGCAUUAACUGGUUUCGUGACAGACCCCAGGAAAUUCUUCUAGUAAAGCUACUAUUAUGUGUAAAUUCCAGUUUCAACCUAACAGUGGUAAUGUGAAGUUGUGAACGUCUAUUGAAAAAGUUAACCAGUAAUUUUGCUAUAACUCUUGGAAACAUUGUACGAUAGAUUGCCGCUUGUUUGAGGUUUACAGAACAAGAUAUGCAAAGGUUUUGGUUGAAAAUGAAAUUCAUGUGCCACAACAACAACAGAACAAUGUAUGUUUCUCAUCAUGAGUUCUUCUCAGUUUCCUGUACAA
This is a messenger RNA of Lotus japonicus, 1933 nucleotides long. RefSeq names its product 3-isopropylmalate dehydratase large subunit, chloroplastic-like. Gene Ontology annotation, molecular function: 4 iron, 4 sulfur cluster binding; 3-isopropylmalate dehydratase activity. Lineage: Eukaryota; Viridiplantae; Streptophyta; Magnoliopsida; Fabales; Fabaceae. The transcript is spliced from 15 exons. Gene Ontology annotation, biological process: amino acid biosynthetic process. The record is from RefSeq and is a predicted model, not a curated record. The coding region runs from base 158 to 1681 and encodes 507 amino acids.